AUGGAUCCACAGCACCUCCAAGCCACCCUAGACCUCAUCUUGGGCCAAUUAGGGACCGUUACUCAACAAAUUCGCAACACCCAAACCGAUCUAGCUGACUUUAGGCGCCACACGAAUGACCGACUAGAUAACAUUGAGCGUAACGGGAAUCCUGCAAUUUAUACGCCAUCAAGACCUCACUCACCUUAUGGUGAAGACAACCGACCCGAUCAUGAACCCCAUCGAGAUCCCGGACGUUUUCCCGACCAUUACCAACGCAACCCUAGGCCACCUCAAGAGCCCAUAAGGGAAGACAACAUUUGGAGAGACAACGACACCCAAUUACUGAAGAACAUUAGGAUCGACGCUCCGACCUAUGACGGAACCCUUGACCCCCAAGUUUUCCUAGAUUGGCUGAAAUCAAUGGAUAGUUAUUUCAAGUGGUACAACAUCUCUGAAGCUAGGAAAGUUAGGUUCGCUGAAAUGAAGCUCAUUGGUCGAGCCAACCUGUAUUGGACCAAUUUAGAGAAUAUGCGCGAGGCUCGAGGCGAACACCCGAUCACGGACUGGAGGACGAUGAAACAGGAACUUAAGAGAAAAUAUCUUCCCCCUUCGUACUACCCGAAACUCCUUGAUAAAUGGAAUAGAUUAACCCAGGGGAGCAAACCCGUUAAAGACUACAUCUCGGCCUUUGACGACUUCCUGAUCCGUUGCAAUGGCGAAGAGUCCGCCACCCCAACUCAAAUCCUUUCUAUGUUUAGAGCUGGCCUUAGGGAAGACCUGCGUACGGAACUCUUUGCUCGAGGUGUAGACUCUUUAGAGGCAGCCUGUAGCCUAGUUCUCGACCUCGAAGAUUCUAGAACCCACUCCCAAGCUAGGCACUUUGACUCCCGCUCGAACUCGUAUAGAACCUUGCCUGGACAAUCUCAAACCCGACCCUCAGGAUCGACUGCAAACCGAACCCCUGCUAGUUUGGCCCCACCUCGUACGGACCUCAAAGGUAAAGCUCCCGAGCGAGACGCUCCCAAACCCAAUUCUGGAACCAAAUGCUAUAGGUGUCAUGGGUACGGGCACAUUGCUUCACAAUGUUCUAGUCCGUACAAAGUCACCAUAAUUGAAGAAGUGGACGAAGAGGAAGAAGAACCUGAGACUGAUUUGGUGCACCAAGUGGAUGAGGAAGAAGACUCUUUUACUGAAGAAGAACCCGUUACCUUACAAGUUGUUAGGUGUGCUUUAGCCCAACCUAAGCUAAGUGAUGAUAGGCGUAGAACCUCAAUUUUUCAUACCUUCAUUAAGAUCGGAGAAAAGAGCUGUAAAGUUAUCAUAGACAGUGGAAGUUGUAUCAACGCCGUCUCGUCAGCCAUGAUCUCCAAGCUCAAUCUUAAGGUGACCCCGCACCCAAAUCCGUAUAAGGUUUCUUGGAUCAAUUCGACUACCAUAGAAAUUAAGGAUCGAAGCCUUAUUCCGAUGGAAUUUGUGGGAUAUCAAGACAAGAUUUGGUGCGAUGUUCUAACCAUGGAUGUUGGUCAAAUUAUCCUUGGUCGUCCUUGGUUAUUUGACAACGAUGUCCAUAUUUAUGGGAGGAUGAACACCUGCGUGUUCGAACAUAGUGGAAAGAAGAUCAAGUUAAUGCCCUCUCAACCUAAACCUCCCAAAACUGAAGCUAAGCCUGUCUCGGCCAAGCACAGUAAAGGCCUCCACUUAUUGACUGCGAAGGAGGUGGAAACUGAGAUCACCCAAGGAGCACCCAUGUACGCCCUCGUGGCUAGAGAAGUAGAUGAAGACCAGAAAGAACCUAUCCCUGAUACCGUUAGACCUCUCAUUGAAAACUUUGCGGAUGUUUUCCCAGAAGAUUUUCCUAACCAACUGCCACCCCUGCGGGACAUAUAG
Dendrobium catenatum is the source of this 1869-nucleotide messenger RNA. RefSeq lists its product as uncharacterized. Gene Ontology annotation, molecular function: zinc ion binding; nucleic acid binding. The transcript has a single exon. The coding region runs from base 1 to 1869 and encodes 622 amino acids. NCBI's taxonomy places the organism in Eukaryota, Viridiplantae, Streptophyta, Magnoliopsida, Asparagales, Orchidaceae. The record is from RefSeq and is a predicted model, not a curated record.